Cladophialophora immunda is the source of this 1575-nucleotide messenger RNA. RefSeq lists its product as uncharacterized. Lineage: Eukaryota; Fungi; Ascomycota; Eurotiomycetes; Chaetothyriales; Herpotrichiellaceae. Bases 153 to 1361 code for a protein of 402 amino acids. Gene Ontology annotation, molecular function: acyltransferase activity, transferring groups other than amino-acyl groups. The transcript has 2 exons. The record is from RefSeq and is a predicted model, not a curated record.
AUGAGAGCAUCUUUACCCGCCCACCUGCAAAGCCCCCGGAAGAUGCUCUCUACGCUCACAGGAAGCGAAUGACUCUACAUUUGUGGUCUUUGUUGCCUUUCACCCAGGUUUGACACUGUUACUUUGCAACGCAUUGUUGGACACUAGAUAAGAUGGCUUCCAUAGAAGUGCCCCCAACCGCGACUAAAUCGGCCUCAAAACCCCCCGCUAUCGACCCUGCUUCUCAACCACCAGCUCAGUCGCCAGAUCUGAUACUUGUGGCUGCCACCCCUCUCGAAUAUGUCCAGACGGCAUAUCUCAAUGCUGAAGAAUGGCAAGGGCCGCUCACUCUGGAUCAAUACCUGGAACGCGAGGUCAUCCUCCAGGCAGUCGAUUUGACAAGAGAUGGUCGCAUCACCGGGUGGAUUCUGACGUCUGACGCCUUACCCCCAAACCCCGAUGGUUCGCGACCCAUACUUGCCUGUUGUGAGAGCCUUCUAGUUCAAGCAUACGUGGCGAAAGAUGGCGUGGUGGACAGGACCCAGGCCCAUGGCAUUGCCUCGGUUUAUACGCGUCCCGAAUACCGCGGAAAAGGGUACGCUGGCAGAAUGAUGGCAGAGCUGGGGAGCAGAUUGGAGUCGUGGCAGACAGCGCCUGGUGCAACCAAUCUAUUCUCGGUUCUAUACUCUGACAUUGGCCAGAAGUUCUACGCCAGAUUCGGCUGGAAAGUGUUCCCGAGCAACCACAUUCAUCUCGCUCCGAUGGAUCAAGGUGCCUAUGCUUCCGCCAGUUCCAUGUUUCCUGCUGUUGAAGACUUAACGACGGAAGAUCUGAAGCAUAUCCCCACUGCUGAGUACCUUGAACAUCGCCUGCAUGCGAUUUCCGAGGCUAUCCCGGGCAUAAAUCAUAUUGCAAUCCGUCCUGACGUCGAGCAUUUUGAAUGGCACUUCGCCCGAGAGGAGUUCCAGACAAAAGUCUUGAAUAAAGGUUUCCCCCAAAUCAAGGGCGCCAUCCAUCGAGCCACCGGCCUUGCUCUGAUCUGGUGUCGCGUGUAUGCUGCCAAGGAGUCUGAGUGGCAACUGCAUAUCCUACACACUGUUAUCCCACCUUCGGUGGAGAAUUCAGUAGAUACCCAACACGCAAUGUCGGCACUUCUUUUGAGAGCACAAUUAGAGGCACAUCAGUGGGAGAUGGCUGCGGGUGUGGAGGUCUGGGAUCCUUUGGAGUUGGUAGUUGCCUCGGCUCAGAGGCUGAGGACAGAAGAGCAAGGCAAGGUGGAGAUCAUUUCCCGCGACAAAGAGCAUUUGUGCAGUCUCAGAUGGGCGGCGGGACCGGGCGAGGAAGUUGUUUGGCUCGCCAAGGAGAAAUACGCCUGGUGCUGAAGGCUGAGGCUUGGAGAACAGCAGCCUAACAGCGUCGUCUUUCUGAGUAUCAGAGCGCAUACGAUAACUCCCUGGUCCCGGCGAAUUUCGAGGUGAGUCCAAACUUUGUCGUUGCACAUUAGAGUCGCACAUGGCUUUGGUUAUGGACUUUCCCAAAUGGAGGCUUGAAGCUGCCUUCUAGAUUAUAUAGCGAACACAAAAGCCACGAUCUUUC